Molecule: messenger RNA, 1221 nt
Organism: Rana temporaria (common frog)
Lineage: Eukaryota; Metazoa; Chordata; Amphibia; Anura; Ranidae
Gene: ZNF593
Product: zinc finger protein 593
Exons: 4
Coding region: 112-495 (127 amino acids)
Molecular function (GO): nucleic acid binding; zinc ion binding
Source: RefSeq, a predicted model, not a curated record
UUUGUACAAUGUUAGGGACAGUCGUGCAAUUACACAACUCAUUCUCUAGUGAACAGGAAGUGUUUUUCCUUCAAGCACGGUGGACGAGACAGAUAGGGAUAACAACUAGAUAUGGGUCGUUCAAAGCAGAUUGGGAAUCACAAAAAUGAUAAAAGGAAAAAUAUUGCUAAAAGCUGGAAAACCAAAAGGAGAACCAAGGAUUUGGAUCAAAUACACACAGAUAUGCUUCCUGGGAACUCUGGUCUUUUAUUAAAGCAGGAAAUUGAUUAUGAUGUUACUGGAAAUGCUCAGCACUAUUGUCUACAUUGCGCGAGAUAUUUUGUGGAUCUGAAGACCUUAAAGGAGCAUUUUAAAACUAAAGUCCACAAAAAAAGGCUGAGGCAACUGAAAGACGAGCCGUAUACUCAGGAGGAAGCAGAAAGAGCAGCGGGCAUGGGCUCAUACAAACCACACAAACAAAUUCAUGUCCAAACACAGGAGGUAGCAAUGGAAUGAUUACUCUCUUCAUACCUUUCUUUAAAAUUUUAUAGAUCCAGUGGACACUGAUGUCUUAAAGAGAAUGACUUGCCUUCCGUCUGCUGGUCAGAAAACAUCCAGUUGUGGAACUUUCAGUUGCUAACAGUGAUGACUUUUGAUAUGUGCAUAUUUCAUGUCUAGCCAGGACACUUUGUUGCCCUGCAGAAAGGCGCAGCUAGUAAAUAUUUCCCAUUAAAUCUGUGUUCAUGGUAACAAAUUGUACGUUCUGUCUGUGUCCUGAGACAAGCAUGUAGCAAAGGCAAUCAAAAGUCCUUCUAAAUACUUUUUGCUAGGUCAGUGACUCAAAAGUCUCAAUUCACAAGUGACAUAAGGCUUUAUAUUUGAAAAAAAAAAUAUAUAUAUAAUUAGAAAUCUCAAUGUGCUCAGUUUAAAUGGCCGACAAUUUUUUUUUUUUUAACUGAGCACAUUGAGAUUUCAAAAUUGCAGUCACAUGACUAAAAUAAAAAUCUUGUCCUGCGUCUAAAGUAUUAAAGCCAAGCCAUUUGAAUUUUUUUUCAGCCUUAAUAAUGCCCUUGGUAAGUUUAUUACUUAAAGUAAAAUUUGCGUGAAUCACUCCCCAAAAUUGAUAAUGAUAAUUUGUGAUAUCUGUAAAGAGUCUGCCAAAUUGUUGUACUAGACAGUACAUUAUGUAAGGAAUAGAACUGUCAUAACUGUAAAUAAAUGACAAGUAAACCCAUAUUCAAA